Pelodiscus sinensis (Chinese soft-shelled turtle) is the source of this 1230-nucleotide messenger RNA. NCBI's taxonomy places the organism in Eukaryota, Metazoa, Chordata, Testudines, Trionychidae. The record is from RefSeq and is a predicted model, not a curated record.
AUGCGCUUGCAUUUCAGGCCUUCCUCUUCCUACAGCCUCCGAGGAGCUGCCUGCCAGGUUCCCCGUGCCCAGCGGCUGAGCGGGCGGCGCUCGGAGGAGCUGAGCCGGCCCCUCCCUUCUCUUUCGGGACAGGAGGCCUACGUCGAGUACCUGAGGAGCAUCAGCUUCAUUGCCCAGGCCUUGCUGGAGGAGGCGACAGCAGCAGAAGGUACUAACAGCCUGGCCUGUCUCCCGCCCGCCUCCGCCUGGGUGGCUGCCCCGCUGCUUCCCCGGGCUAGCCUUUCUGGGCCGGUGAAGCCAGCUGCCCCCGAGAAGGGGCCCAGCCCUGCUCCCGUCUCCAGGCACCGCAGGGUCUUCUCGGAUGAGGGGGGGAAGCUGUCUCCCUUCCUGCCCCCCGAGAUCUUCCAGAAGCUGCAGCUCACCAAAGCUCAGGGCACGAAGAAGGAGCUCACCCCGCUGGAGGAGGCCUCGCUGCAGAACCAGAAGCUGAGAGCGACGUACGAGGCCCGGGUGGCGCGAGAAGACCUCCCUGCCAGUGAGCUGCCUGUACUCUCCCCAGACAGGCUGCUCUCCCUGACUCUGCUGGCUUUCGAGGGCCUGAACUCCACCUCCUCCAAGGACCAGUGCCUGGCAUGUAUAGAAGAUGCUUUCUUCUCCCCUCUCUGGGCUCCCCUGCUGGCCCUCUAUAGGGCGAACCCGAACCUCUUCCCCCAGAACAGCGCGGCCCCCGCGGCAGGGUCCUACCCGUAUAGCAGGGCCGUGCAGGAGCUGGGGCUGAUGCUUCUGGAGAGCUGCCCGCAGAAGAAGUUGGACUGCAUAGGUGAGGCUGGCCCUAUCUCUGGGGGGGCGGGGCCGGGGGGGCACCCCUGGAAACUGCUGCAUGGUGCCCGGGGGAAGGGGGGGGUGACGAGCUCAAGCCGGUGCUCUGGGUCUGGAGCCGUAUGGGGAGAAUCGACACCGACCUCUGUCCCCUGCAGUGGUGCCGACGACCUCCUGCCCAUCCUGUCCUACGUGGUGCUGAAGAGCAACCUCCCCCAGCUGGCGGCGGAGUGUGCGGCGCUGGAGGAGUUUAUCCACGAGGGGUACCUGAUCGGCGAGGAGGGUUACUGCCUGACCUCCCUGCAGAGCGCGCUGUCCUACGUGGAGUCUUUGCCCGGAGGCGCGCUGGGGCAGUGAGGGAGCCUUGCCUCGAGGGGGGUGCCGGAGUCUCCUCGCCCGCCUGCACCUCAG